AUAACACAUUGAUAUAAUUCUCUUUUUAAAAGACUGGUUAAAAGUGAGAAAUACAACUUCAAAAUACAAACAAUAUAAUUAUAUAAUUCUCUUUUUAAUAGGCUAGGUUAAAAAGCUAGAAAUAAUAAUAAUAAAAGAUAUAUUAUAUCACUACGUUAUAUUAAACAACAAUGCUAGUUUAGGAUAAAAAGUUACAAAAUAAAUAAAAAUAAAUAGUUAUAUUAGUACUGCUCUUAAGCUCUUAACAUGAUAUACUUCAACAGUACAGCAUUGCUGACUACAGCUUAUAUGUGGAGUCCUCGCUGUGAAGAGUGUAUCGUUCAGCCUAGCGUGCGUUUAAUUGUUAAUGCAGAGCGGUUUCUAACUGUGCUAAAGAUCGCGUUUAGCACGCAUGCCCUGUGCAGAACGAGUCACACUGUCCGUCCCAAAGUCACAUCUGAGAGGAUGUGCGAGAAAAUAUCCGGUUGCAGUUGACAGACAGCGGCAGCAGGAGAAGGAGCACCAAAAGCGGCGUCUUCCCUCGGGACCGCCUCACCUCCUGUGAGCGAGUGCGCAGAGUUUACGACUUAAUAACGCAGCCGUGACAUUAUAGCAUGGACCAGCUAUGUUGUCCAGAAAAGGACUCAUUCCCGAGGACUACCUGCUGACCCGCUUGGCGGAGGAUGUGUUGCAGCCAAAAUUCAAGACUAAACAGCGGAAAGCGCGAUUCGUCGCCAAGAACGGAACGUGCAACGUCGCGCACACGAACAUUCGCGAACAAGGACGCUUUCUCCAGGACGUCUUCACUACUCUAGUGGACCUAAAAUGGCUUCACACGCUCCUGAUCUUCACCAUGUCGUUCCUGUGCAGUUGGCUCUUGUUCGGGAUGAUCUGGUGGCUCAUCGCGUUCGCGCACGGAGAUCUGGACGUGAAGGGGGACGACUUUGUGCCGUGCGUAACAGACAUCCACUCGUUCUCCUCCGCCUUUCUGUUCUCCAUCGAAGUCCAGGUGACUAUCGGCUUUGGCGGGCGCGUGAUCACGGAGGAGUGCGUGUCGGCUAUCGUGAUACUGAUCCUCCAAAACAUCGUAGGUCUGGUGAUCAAUGCCAUCAUGCUGGGAUGCAUCUUCAUGAAAACGGCGCAAGCGAACCGGCGCGCGGAGACGCUCAUCUUCAGCAAGCACGCGGUUAUCACCGUCAGAAACAACAAACUGUGCUUCAUGUUUCGUCUUGGGGACUUGAGGAAGAGCAUGAUCAUCAGUGCCACCGUGCACGUGCAGGUGGUGCGCAAGACCGUCACCAAUGAAGGCGAGAUCGUGCCUUUGGACCAGAUAGACAUCCAGAUGGACAACCCUGUGGGCACCAACAGCAUCUUCCUGGUGUCCCCCCUCAUCAUCAGUCACGUCAUUGAUAAAAACAGCCCUCUGUAUGAUUUAUCAGCGGCGGAUCUGCAGCAGGAGGACAUCGAGGUGAUCGUCGUUCUGGAGGGCGUGGUGGAGACCACCGGCAUCACCACCCAAGCGCGGACCUCUUACCUGUCCGACGAGAUCCUGUGGGGUCACAGGUUCGUGCCUACGGUGUCUGAGGAGGACGGGAUGUACGCGGUGGACUAUUCGAAGUUUGGAAACACCGUAAAAGUGGCGACGCCGAGCUGCAGCGCGCGCGCUCUGGAUGAGGCGGGAGGGAUGGAGAGCGUCAGACUGAAGGAGUCCAGCGGCGCGUCAGUAAGGAGGAGAACCAGACACCAAGACACCAAAGAACUGUGAAUGUACUGCCUUUAACCUCCGGACACACACACACACACACAAUACUGUAUAUUGGAAGACCCACGUCUACUGAACAGGUUUGACUACUUUAGUAAUUUCCAUGUGUAUAAUCUUAAUGUUUAAGCAUAUAAUGAUAUUCAAGGGAAUUGUGUUCUUCUCAUUUUAAAGCAACAGUUUGGUCCAUUUUCUGUUCUAACACACCAAUGCCUCUGUGUAUAAGGCAAGGUUCAAAAAGAAAUGACUGAUUGAGUCAGCGUGGAAGAGCUCUGGUGGGACUUUAAAUGCAGACCUCGAGCCCCAAACUCACCACCAAACACCAACGACUUGUACAUACACUAUACUGCCAAAAGUAUUGGCACCCCUUCAAAAGGCACUUCCAAAACUGUGGCAACCAAGAUGAAAACAUUUAAAAACUGUAUUUUCAUCUCUGUUGCAACAGUUUUGGAAGUGUCUAGAAUGACUGUACCCAUAUAUACAAGUCGUUGGUGUUUGGUGAUGAGGUUUGGGCUCAAGGUCUGCGAAUCUGCGAUUAAAGUCACUCCAGAGGUUUCUGCAGACCAGUCAAGUUCUUCUACACUGACUCAAUCAGUCAUUUCUUUUCGAACCUCACCUUAUACCUCAUACUCAUGCAAAUUACUAAAGUAGUCACAACUGUUCAGUAAAGGUGAUUUAUUGUGUGUGUGUGUGUGUGUGUGUGUGUACAAUGGUGGAUAAAAUUAUUAGAACACCUGACAGAUCUGAAAUCAUUAACCUUCUGUGCCUCCUAAACAUGAUUUCAUUUCAUAAUGUUCAUGAAACAAGCAGAUGGUUGCUCUGAGCACAAAAAAUAUCAGAUGAAGCGAGUCAUACUGUUUUUAUCCACCGUUAACACUUGGAAUAUUUGGUGUGUCCACCUUUUGCAGCAUUUACAGCAGCACAUCUCUGCCUAGUGUCAAUAUAUUUCCUGAGAACUUCAACAAUAAUGUUAUCUCAUGCAUUCUGCAACUCAAGCCAAAGGAUUUCCUUUGAAUGUACAAUAAUAGACGUCUAGUUUAUUUUCAACCCAUGGGAACUCGCCCCGAACUUGCUCGAUGGGAUCGAGGUCCAGACUUUGUGGGGACCGGUCCAUCAUUUUCAGUGUUCCAGCAGAUUCCUUCCAUCGCAGAUAGUUCUGCCAAUAGUUUGUUUUAUGGUACGGCAAUGGCCAAAUCAACAAAAACAACUGAAACCUCUUAAAUAUUAAAGUGUUCUAAUCAUUUUGGCCACCAUGGUAUAUAACUGUAACAUAUUACAUUUAAUUUAUACACACACAGCUAAUAGUUAAUUUAUAAUUUACAUUUUAUUUAAUUUUUUAAAAAAUAUUUUUAUAUUUGAUGUUUCUCUAUAUGCUGCUUAUUAAUGAAUUGUAAUAAUUGUGUGAUAUAUUGUGAUAUAUUUAACAUUUGUAUUUUUUUUUAUAAAAAUUUAAUCUGAGAGUAGGCUAAUACUAUCUAAAUUAAUACAAAUUAAAUAAAAAAUAAAUAAAUAAUUUAUAAAUAAAAUUAAAAUGUAUAUUUUUAAUGUAAUGUUAAUUAUAUCUAUUUUUUCUAUAAGUUGCUCUCUAUAUAUUAAUUCAUAAUAAACUAUUAUUCAUAAUAAUACAUUUUUGUUUAAUAUUUUAAUUUCAUUUGUAAUCUAAAUUUUAAUCUGAGAUGUCUUUACAUCGCUAUAAACAAAACUAGAUAUCUCCACGUAAUUGGUAAGUCUCAGGAGGUUAAUGCUGAAAAAUACCACUACAGUAAAACAUUAGACCAAUAUUAAAUAUUAAUAUUAUAUAUUUUAUUGAGGGUAUUCAGUUCUAAGAAAUACGUUAAUGCUUUAUAUGCAGUUUUCUUCAUAUAAAGCUCUCUUGUUGAGAGAUGCACGUCUGAAUGAAGCUCUCAGGGUGUUGAAAGACAGCACGUGCUUUGAGGAAGCGCAUGACGUUUCAUAAAACCGCUGUUUAUGCCUGUCUUGUUAUAUUAAUAAACCAGCCUGUUUAAUUGUGUUGUGUUCCUGUUUAAAACUUGCUGCUAUCAAAGGUUUUGUUGUUGCUGUACUCCUACAGUAUAUUACAGCUAAAGGUUUAUCGUAUCGUUCUUAAUUAGAUGACUCUGAUUUACCAGA
Molecule: messenger RNA, 3868 nt
Organism: Carassius gibelio (silver crucian carp)
Lineage: Eukaryota; Metazoa; Chordata; Actinopteri; Cypriniformes; Cyprinidae
Product: ATP-sensitive inward rectifier potassium channel 11-like
Exons: 1
Coding region: 605-1744 (379 amino acids)
Biological process (GO): potassium ion import across plasma membrane; regulation of monoatomic ion transmembrane transport
Cellular component (GO): plasma membrane
Molecular function (GO): ATP-activated inward rectifier potassium channel activity
Source: RefSeq, a predicted model, not a curated record